AAGCUGUUGCGAUGGAUCACCUCGAGUAUGCCACGGACACACUAAUCAUGGGCAGCGAGCGUAAAUCAGCUGGGAUGCCUCAUAGCUGCAAAAAGAUGAUUGCAUACCACGAGGGAGGGCAUGCCAUUGUUUCUAUCCACACGGAUGGUACCGGCCCUAUCCACAAGGCUACCAUUGUUCCUAGGGGGUAUAUUCUUGGCAUGGUGACACAACUGGCAGAUGACGAAUAUGAGUACAAAUACUCAAGGAGGAAGAUGCUGGCAGAAUUGGAUUUCCUCAUGGGAGGCCGAGUGGCCGAGGAGCUUAUAUUUGGAGAGAGCGAGGUGAGCACUGCUGCUUUAUCUGAUCUAAGCACGGCGACCCGGCUGGCGACAGACAUGGUCGCCAGGCAUGGUAUGAGCAAGGUGGUUGGCCCUGUUUCCUACGACAAGGAGGGUGGUUGGAAUGCGAAGACCAUGAGCUGGCAAACGUCAACCCUGGUUGAUGGUGAGGUGAAAGCAUUACUAAACAAGGCUUACACGAACGCAAAAACGAUUCUCACAUCACACGAGUGGGAGCUUCAUGCGGUAGCCAACGCACUUUUGAAGGAUGAAACUCUCACGGAGACCAGAUCACGACCCUGCUGAAGAAUGAGACUGUUGCCAGAGAUCAGACCACGAAACCUGUUUGCAGCCUAGUUCCCACCACUGCUCCUGUCGCCAAUGAAGACCCAGCCCCAAGGCCCAAGAGAAGAUGCAGGGCCAAUAAGCGGGUGGCCGGUGACGAAUGGAUCACCAUGCGGCGAAGGGUUACUUAAAGACCAGGCGGACAUGAUGCGAACCAUCCUGCAUUGGAUCAAGGCGAACGGCUUCCUAGCAUCCUCACCUAUCCAUCUUUCUGUUCUUCAUAGAUCAUCUUCUUGUUCAAGCAAACAAUUCAUCAAAACCUGAACUUGUAUCCAAAAUACUAAAAGAUCAGAGGUAAUCUAUUGCGAGUAGAGAGAACCUAAAAAACCAGUAUGUCUACCCACAAAAAGAAGGUAAAUUGUCAGCAGAAUCAGUAGGCACCUUCUGCACACUAACGACUGAGAGACAAAACAGGGUGGUCCUAGCAAGAUUUUUCUUAUUUUCUUUCAUUAGUUGCAUACACACAAAUGUAAAGAUGUACGCUCUGCAUUUCUCAUGACUAUUUUCAUCUUCUAGAAUACUCUGAUUUUUGUUUCUCAAAUCUGAAGAGCAUGUGGAAAAU
Lolium perenne is the source of this 1227-nucleotide messenger RNA. RefSeq names its product ATP-dependent zinc metalloprotease FTSH 4, mitochondrial-like. Gene Ontology annotation, cellular component: chloroplast. Gene Ontology annotation, molecular function: ATP binding; metalloendopeptidase activity; ATP-dependent peptidase activity. Gene Ontology annotation, biological process: proteolysis; protein import into chloroplast stroma. The record is from RefSeq and is a predicted model, not a curated record. NCBI's taxonomy places the organism in Eukaryota, Viridiplantae, Streptophyta, Magnoliopsida, Poales, Poaceae.